UAGGAAUUGUACAAUCGCACGCCGGAAGAUACAUGUCUCCCUUCCCUUUAAGACUUCCUUCUCUGUUCGUGUUGUGUCGGGUAGUGCUCGGUAAAUACAAUUUACAGAGAUGCCACCAAAAAGAGGAAAGGUACAAAAGGAAGAAGUCCAAGUCUCUCUUGGACCUCAACUUCGCGAAGGAGAAGUUGUCUUCGGUGUUGCACAUAUUUUUGCAAGUUUCAACGACACCUUCGUCCACGUAACCGAUCUUUCGGGCAGAGAAACUAUUGCCAGAGUUACCGGUGGAAUGAAAGUUAAAGCAGAUCGUGAUGAAGCUUCUCCGUAUGCUGCUAUGCUUGCUGCUCAGGAUGUAGCAGAGAAAUGCAAAUCCCUUGGAAUUACGGCACUCCAUAUUAAACUAAGAGCUACUGGAGGAAAUAAGACAAAGACACCUGGUCCUGGUGCACAAUCGGCUUUACGCGCUCUUGCUCGUUCUAGUAUGAAAAUUGGCCGUAUCGAGGAUGUUACCCCUAUACCAUCCGAUUCAACGCGCAGAAAGGGUGGUCGUCGUGGACGCAGGCUGUAAAUUAUGGGUCUAUACGUGGUUUAUUAUCUUUCAAAAAUAAAUAUUUAAAAAUAUA
Messenger RNA from Megalopta genalis, 620 nucleotides. It is a transcript of the gene Rps14, whose product is annotated as ribosomal protein S14. NCBI's taxonomy places the organism in Eukaryota, Metazoa, Arthropoda, Insecta, Hymenoptera, Halictidae. Gene Ontology annotation, cellular component: ribosome. The record is from RefSeq and is a predicted model, not a curated record. Gene Ontology annotation, biological process: translation. Gene Ontology annotation, molecular function: structural constituent of ribosome.